GAAAAAAUAAUUAUUUAAUAGAUAAAACUAUAUCUCAUUUUGACUUUAUUUAUAAAUUUUUUUAAUAAAUAUUACUGACUCUUAAGAUUUUUAAAUAAAUUGAUGUAUAAAACUAAUUAAAAAAUAGGACAGUCAUUGGUCUACUUGAGAUGUUGUUAUAUAAAAAAAAGAAAAAUAAUACUAACAAAAGAUAUAGAAAAGUCUUCUCGGCAUUUCUUUUUUUUGGUUAAUUUUCAACAUUUGGCUAAUAUAAAACCUUGGAAUUGUCAAUCCCUUCUUUAAUAUCAGUCACGCCACUCUCCCUUCCAGGCAAAAUGAAUAAUUGGACUUAGUUUUCUCCUCUCAAAAAAGAAAAAAGAAAUCUUUCGAGAAAAAAAAGAAAAAAAGAAACCCAUGUAAAUAGAAAAGGUUCAGAUUCUUGAUCUUCUCCUUUUACCUGCAAAUAUAUUUCAUCUGAUGGAGGACAAAAAGGCACACAUAGUAGCUGCUUCAACUGUUCUCAUCCUGAUCUUUGUCAUCGUUAUCGCUCGAGUUUCACUUAACCUCUCCAAGCCCUUUUACCUGAUUUUAGGAGCAGAUAUUGCAGUAAUUUUAGCCAUUUUUUCUUGUGUAGUGAUCAGAAGGCGUUAUAAUCUCAGAAGCAAGUUGUUAGUUAAACGGUUAGCUUCUGAAGGUAGAGAGCUUCGCAUUGAGUACAGUUUCCUCCGAAAAGUUGCUGGAGUUCCAAUAAAGUUUCGAUACAAAGAACUGGAAGAAGCAACAGACAAUUUUGACGCAUUGCUGGGUCAAGGCGCAUCAGCUUCAGUUUUUAAAGGCAUCUUAUCUGAUGGGACUGCUGUGGCUGUCAAAAGGAUCAAUAGAGAAGAGCGCGGAGAGAAAGAAUUUCGAUCAGAGGUUGCAGCAAUUGCUAGUGUUCAGCAUAUAAAUCUUGUUCGCCUGCUCGGAUAUUGUGUCGUGGCAGGAGGGCCUCGUUUUCUUGUUUACGAGUUUAUCCCAAAUGGAUCAUUGGAUUGCUGGAUUUUUCCCAAGAGGGGAACUAGGAAUAAUCUCCCCGGAGGAUGCUUGUCGUGGGAAUCAAGGUAUAGAGUUGCAAUUGAUGUUGCCAAGGCACUUUCUUACCUUCAUCAUGAUUGCAGGUCAAGAGUCUUGCAUCUUGAUGUCAAGCCCGAAAACAUACUUAUUGAUGAGAAUUAUCGAGCGAUUGUUUCGGAUUUCGGCCUUUCUAAGUUAAUGGGGAAAGAUGAGAGCAGAGUCAUUACAAAUAUCCGCGGUACUAGAGGCUACUUGGCUCCAGAAUGGCUAUUAGAAAAUGGUAUUUCUGAGAAAUGCGAUGUCUAUAGUUACGGAAUGGUUCUACUCGAAAUGAUUGGAGGGCAAAGAAAUGUAUGCUUGAUACAAAAGGGCAAUGACAGCAGUCAAAGAAAAUGGCAAUACUUCCCGAAAAUUGUUAACCAGAAGCUAAAAGAAGGCAAGCUUAUGGAAGUAGUUGAUUCUAGGCUAAUAGAAAGUGGUGGAAUUGAUGAAAGGCAAGUAAGAAGAUUGGUUGAUGUAGCUUUCUGGUGCAUACAAGAGAGGGUUAGGCUAAGACCCACCAUGGCUCGCAUAGUCGAUAUGCUCGAAGGCAGGGUGGUUGUAGAGGAGCCUCCGGAUACACACAUGGUUGUUGUUGAUAUGCUGUCAAUUGAUAAAGAUACACCAGAAGGUCACAAGAGAGCAAAAGUUGCUGCAUUGGCAGCAGAGCAAGUGGAUAGUGCUCAUCCCACUACAUCAUCAUGCUCAUAUUCUAUGUCAAUUAUCUCUCCGAGAUAGCUCUUCCUACUCCUAAAUUUUCUUUUCCUUCUUUCUCCAUUUAACUAGGCCUUUUUGUUUAGCUCUAAGGUAUAUUCAUUUUCCUUUUCUUUAAGGUUUACAAUUUCUGCUCUUUUGGCUAACUAAUGUCUGUGCCUGCAUGAAUGAUUUGAGGGGGAAAAGAAAAGAAGUUCUAAUUCAAAGUGCUUAUAAGCACUUAUAUUUUUUUCUUGCCUCCACCACAUUGUACACAAGUUAAUAAUGGUUAAAUGGUUCCAAGAACCAAUAAUUCUUUUCUA
Molecule: messenger RNA, 2087 nt
Organism: Ricinus communis (castor bean)
Lineage: Eukaryota; Viridiplantae; Streptophyta; Magnoliopsida; Malpighiales; Euphorbiaceae
Product: probable receptor-like protein kinase At5g20050
Exons: 1
Coding region: 457-1809 (450 amino acids)
Biological process (GO): protein phosphorylation
Molecular function (GO): protein kinase activity; ATP binding
Source: RefSeq, a predicted model, not a curated record